This is a messenger RNA of Protobothrops mucrosquamatus (brown spotted pit viper), 3009 nucleotides long. It is a transcript of the gene DCBLD1, whose product is annotated as discoidin, CUB and LCCL domain containing 1. The coding region runs from base 91 to 2181 and encodes 696 amino acids. Lineage: Eukaryota; Metazoa; Chordata; Lepidosauria; Squamata; Viperidae. The record is from RefSeq and is a predicted model, not a curated record. The transcript is spliced from 15 exons.
UCCCCAGCCGGGCGCGGGAGCGAGUUUUGAAAAAGGCCGGGAGAAGCAAGUGAACGAGAAGGGCCUCCGGGGGCAGCAGGUCCAGGGACUAUGGGCUGCAGCCGGGAGCUGAGUGUCCUCCUGUUGCUGCCCGCUUUGUUAUCCUGGAGCUCGGCGGAGAAGCUCGGUGAUGGAUGUGGGUCUGUAGUCAUCUACCAAGACAGUGGAACUCUAACGUCCAAAAACUAUCCUAGGACUUAUCCCAAUCAUACUUUCUGUGAAAAGAAAAUUCAGCUACCUCAUGGAAAGCAACUGAUCUUAAAAAUUGGAGACUUGGAUAUAGAAUCCCAGAAAUGUGAAUCUAACUACCUUAUCAUCUACAAUUCUACAACAGUGUACGGACCUUAUUGUGGCAAUGUGCCCAUCCCAAAUGAAAUAAUCUUGGAUUCCCGUGAAGUAACCAUUCGCUUUGAGAGCAGGUCCCAUAUAUCUGGUAGGGGCUUUCUCCUGUCCUUCACCAGCAGUGAUCAUCCAGAUCUAAUCACAUGUCUGGAGAAAGGCAACCACUACACAAAGCUGGAGUAUAGCAGAUACUGUCCACCUGGUUGCAGAGAUAUAAUAGGAGAUAUUUCUGGUAAUAUCAUAGAAGGCUACAGAGAUACAUCCUUUUUGUGCAAAUCCGCCAUACAUGCUGGAAUCAUUGCAGAUGAAGUGGGUGGCCAGAUCAAUGUAGUUCAGAUGAAAGGAAAAAAUCGGUAUCAGGGUAUCUUGGCCAAUGGUGUCCUUUCCCACGAUGGAUCUCUAUCAGACAAGCGAUUUAUUUUUAACUCAAACGGUUGUGACAAAGCACUGAACUUAGGAGGUGGAGAUGCUUUGAAUAUUCAGAUGACUGCAUCAUCAUCCUGGGAUGAAAUCAGUGAAGUUGGGGACUUAGUUGAGUGGUCUCCUCAGAAAGCUUGGCUUAAAGUUCCUGGACCAUCUUGGGCAGCGAACCAAAGUAACCAUCAGCAGUGGCUGGAAAUUGACUUGGGAGAGAAAACUAGAAUUACAGGAAUUAGAACUACUGGAUCUACUGUGCUUCAUUUUAAUUAUUACAUUGAGACAUUUGUUGUGAAUUAUAAAAAUAAUAACUCAAAAUGGAGACCUUACAAAGGAAUCUUAAGCAACGAAGAAAAGGUAUUCAAAGCCAACUCAAAUCAUGGAGAUGUAGUUCGGAAUAAUUUUAUUCCCCCUAUAGUAGCUCGCUUUCUAAGAAUUAUUCCACAGAGCUGGCACAAAAGAAUAGCCCUGAAGGUGGAACUUAUUGGUUGUCGAGCAGCCCAAAGUAACAGCUCUCUUAUUCAUCCACUCGGGCAGAGACCAAGUCAAAGCACCAGUGUUUCAACUAAAAAAGAUGACCGAUCAAUCACAGAAUAUAUACCGUUAGUUGAAACCAACUCAGGAUUGAAUCUUACGGCUAUCAUUAUUCCAACACUGGUGGCGCUUUUCCUGCUCUUGUUACUGGGAAUCUGCAUCUUUAUUGCACUGCGAAAAAAAUGGAAGAAAGGUGCUACGUAUGGUUCAUCUGACACUGGAAAACCAAGUUUCUGGAAACAAAUCCAACCACCCUUUGUCCGAUAUCAGUCUGCAGAAUUCACCAUCACUUACACUAACGAAAAAGAGACACCCAAAAAGCUGGAACUGAUCACAAGCGAGAUGGCAGAUUAUCAACAGCCCCUCAUGAUAGGAACUGGGACAGUUACCCGGCAAGGAUCUACUUUUAAACCAGUGGAUACAGAGGAUGAGAAAAAAUGUCUCUCAGAAAACAGAAAUCAUUACAACUGCCCACAAAAAAGAAAUCACCAUGAUUAUGCACUGCCUUUGACUAAUCAGGAACCAGAAUAUGCCACACCUAUUGUAGAGCGAUGCAUGGGAACUGAAAAUGGUUUUUCUUCAGAUAAUUGCUACAACAUUCCUACCGUUUCCUCUUUUCCUUCUGGAACUUCUCUUGCCUUUUGCAAGGCAGAUGGGAACAGUGGAGAUUAUAAAAUACCACAAAACAUUAAAGAAUAUGAUAAACCUAAAAGUAGUAUCUUGCCCGUGGUGGACUAUAAUAUAUGCUAUCAAAAGCCCCAGGCCGAAUCCCUCACAAAUGAGGGCUAUUCAACACCUAGAUACAACCUCAAACCAAUAAAUCAGACUGCAGUGACAGCACUCUUAUAAUCCAGAACUCAUGAAAAGCUGAUGAUCCAGGAAAAGGAAAGGACCUAAGGAAAACUGAAUACUGACAUCCGUGCAGAAUUAAAGUGAGUAAUGGGCUAAUUUUCCUUCCUUCCUUCCACCAUGAGAAGCCUUCAGAAUGAAGUCUGCAAGCAGUGGAUUCUCUACAGCUGAGUUGUUGGUGCUCCAUCUUAAUAUUGUGCAAUGUGUACAUACAGUUUUAAUUUAAAAAAUAACUUAAAAGUACCUUUAAUUUGUUGUCUCUCUGUUAAUGAAUGCACUGAUUUCUAGGUGAGGCAGCAUUUUAAAUACAGAUAAUGCUCUUGGAAGUUCAUAUUUAGAAUGGAUGGUUAAGUAAUUAAAAAAAGACAUGUUUAAAAAUUUUGCACUUCCCAUACAACACAGAUUUUGCCAUAAGAAAGUGUUUUGCAAUUUAUGUAUAUUGUGUGAUAGUAGUCCUUUUUAAUUUAUUCUUGAUAAGUUACAUGCAAGGUAAGGUACAGAAUUUUCAUAAGUAAAAAAUAUUCUUUUGCUCCUCUUAAGAUUUCCAUUGGUGCUGCCUACAUAUUAUCAAGUGUGUAUUCAUUCACAAGUGGUAAGAAUUAGAAAGCUUGUUUUUAAAUGAUGAAAGCUGAGAUUCUCAGGGAAUAGAAUUAGACACAAUUUUAGUGACAUACUACAUUCCUGUACUCCUUGAAAAUCUCACAGGUCGUAUAGUACUGUUAGCAUCUAAAGAUGAGUGGCAUAUAUAUUUGGACCAAAUCUGCUUUGUUUUCCAUUCUAUUCUAAGCAAGAUACGUUUAUUUCUUCUUUGGGAAAUAAUGGAAAAAA